Molecule: messenger RNA, 1007 nt
Organism: Schizosaccharomyces octosporus yFS286
Lineage: Eukaryota; Fungi; Ascomycota; Schizosaccharomycetes; Schizosaccharomycetales; Schizosaccharomycetaceae
Product: coatomer delta subunit Ret2
Exons: 4
Coding region: 40-753 (237 amino acids)
Biological process (GO): Golgi localization; endoplasmic reticulum to Golgi vesicle-mediated transport; retrograde vesicle-mediated transport, Golgi to endoplasmic reticulum
Cellular component (GO): COPI vesicle coat; cytosol
Source: RefSeq, a predicted model, not a curated record
AUUUGGCUGCUCCAAUUCGAUUGCAAUUUCUUUUUUAAAAUGGUUGUUUUAGCAGCAAGUAUUGUGAAUCGAGGUGGUAAAGCCAUUAUUUCUCGUCAAUUUCGUGAAAUGUCUAGAGCUCGUGUCGAGAGUCUUCUGUCAUCCUUUCCUGGAUUAGUUUCUGGAAAAUCACAGAAUACUACUGUAGAGACGGAAAACGUUCGUUUCGUAUACCAACCUUUUGAUGAACUAUAUAUGGUAUUGACGACCAACUUGCAAUCAAAUAUUUUACAAGAUAUUGAUACUCUUCACCUACUGUCUCAAGCAUUGACUUCUAUAUGCCCGUCGUCGGAUGAAAGAGAGAUUUUGGAAUAUGCUUUUGAGAUUUUUAUAGCAUUUGAUGAAGUUACGAGCCUGGGUUACCGGGAUAAUGUUACGCUCCCACAGGUCAAAAUGUACUUGGAAAUGGAAAGUCAUGAAGAAAAGAUUCAAGAAAUUGUGUCAAGGAACAAAGAACUGGAAGCAACCGAAGAAAGAAAACGUCGUAUUAGACAAUUGGAAAUGCAAAAGAAAGAUGCCAAACGUGGUGGUCUUCAUCCUUCGUCUGAUCUAUAUGAGUCGGUUGGAUACCAAACUGUCAACACUACUAUGGCCGCUAAUGCAGAAGAAGAAUCUGCUAUGGAAUCCUAUCGUUCUGCUGCAAAUGCUGCAUCCGCCCCACGGGCGAAGGGUAUGCAGUUAGGUAAGAAAAAGACAACCACUCCUACGUUUUAGACGUUUAUUCCAAUCACCCCUUUGAAAUAAUUCCUCGGUUUCGCAUAACACUGUCUUUUUCUUCUAAUGCUCGCCUGUAUACUUGUAAUAUUCAUUCUUUUCAUUUUCACCCUACCCUACUAUUUGUAAAACGUGUGAAAUACAUUGAAUGUUGUUCGUUUAUGAAUGAAAUCAUCUAGAUGGUAGUGAUCGGCAAUCUGCUCUAAUAGAUUAUCAAAGAUAUAGUCACUACUUGUAUAUGCAUGUAAUUAUCC